Peromyscus eremicus (cactus mouse) is the source of this 1113-nucleotide messenger RNA. RefSeq names its product transmembrane protein 229A (gene Tmem229a). The transcript has a single exon. Lineage: Eukaryota; Metazoa; Chordata; Mammalia; Rodentia; Cricetidae. The record is from RefSeq and is a predicted model, not a curated record. The coding region runs from base 1 to 1113 and encodes 370 amino acids.
AUGGCGGGCAGCGACGUGGCGUGUGAGGGGCCCACGCGGAGGGGAGGCGCGACCCGGAGACCCGGUGCUCCCGGCGGGCUGCGCAGCCAGGCAGCGGCCAGCAGCUCUGAGCCGCUGUCCGCUGCUGAAGCUCCGGCCGAGCGCGGCGCGCUGCCCGCCUGGAUGCGCCUGUACUUCUACGGGAUGCACGGCAUCACCCUGGACGUGCUGGUGUCCUCCGCCAGGCGCUUCGCCCGCAGCCUGGACCUGCGGAUGCUGGGCUUCUCAUCGCCCUACCGCUGCCUCCUGCACUCGCUCACCCACUUCGCCCUGGAGCAGCUCUACCUGCAGCGGCCGCGCUGCCCCAGCGCCUUCCUCUUCAAUUUCCUGCUCUACCCCUGGGCGCACGUGGGGCUGCAGACCCUGGCGGGCCAGGCGAUGGUGCUCAGCCUAGGCGGCGGGCCGGGGGGCGCGGCGGCGGCGCCGGGGGCGCUGGACCUGGCGCUGCAGUACGUACUGGCGCUCUACCACGGCCAAGUGUUCCUGAAGCGCUUCCUGCGUUUGCGGUACCCGCGGCAGCGCCAGCAGCAAACCAGGGACACGCUACCGGCAGCCCCGGACGCCCGAGUCCUUUUGGAGGCUGGUGGCCGGCGACAAGGACCCCGCGGCCCCAAGGGCGCCGAAGGAGCCCCUAGCCAAGGACUACCAGACUUCCUCCGCUUCCUUUUCUUUGGAAUGCAUGGCUUUCUGGAUGAGAUCUUCUUCACUUUCUUCUUCAAUGUGCUGGGGCAGGGGGACGGGGCCAGCGGUGGACACACGUCGCUCUGGUCCUUCUUCAUGUAUGGCAGUUGUAGUUUUGUGGUGGAGAAACUCUACUUCCAUCUUCAUUACAGUCGUGGCUGGGGCACCUGGAAGCGGGUGCCCAUCUAUGUGAUCUUUAUCUACGCCUGGGAGUUGUCCUGGGGCCUGGGGCUUCGCAUGUGUGGGGCCUGUUCCUGGGACUAUUCUCACUAUCCACUCAAUUUCAUGGGCCUCAUCACUCUGAUGUAUUUACCUGGUUGGCUGUUCCUUAGUGUGUACCAGGACCUACUGUCCAACGUGUUGUGGCGGGUGCAGUAUGUCCCAACAAACUAA